AUGCAGGCCCAAUCAAAACUGGCUCACCACUUAUCCAAACAGCUUCCUGGCAUUUUUCCUACCUCUGCAUCCGUGCCUACCGCCCAGUUGCACGCAAUAUUAGUCAAUCUAACUGCUCGGCAGUAUAGCUUGCACACUUCUGCUGCCCAGGCAUAUGCUACUUACUUAACUUUGGCCGGUCAUUUAUCCAACUCCGCAGAGGAUGCUACGGAUGCUGAAAAUAGUACAUUGGCGGGGCGCCACUUUACAGAGACAGCUUCGCCUGUUAAUACAAUGAUAGGUGAGUCUCCUGCGUCAGAUUAUCAACUUAUCAUACAUGUGCAGCCUAUUGAAAAAAGUUACUUUCUAUCACUACUCGAAUUAUCAUAUUUAAUCAAUACAUAUAGUAUGUCUUCUGCCUAUUUUACAUAA
Messenger RNA from Protopolystoma xenopodis, 411 nucleotides. The record is from the annotation of a GenBank genome assembly. NCBI's taxonomy places the organism in Eukaryota, Metazoa, Platyhelminthes, Monogenea, Polystomatidea, Polystomatidae.